AGGAUUAUAGGUUUUUAGGUCACGCAGAAACCCUGGGGAACGCCUGAAAAGGCUAAACACAAGCAGUUACAUUAUGCACAAGCUGGAUGACGUGACCCCGCUGCUGCUGUGUGGAGAGGGAGGCUGCUGAACCCGAGCUGGUGUGAGCUUCUCUUGCCGUAAGUCCACGGGUGGCCAGGAGCACGUGUUAGUCUGGUUAAGAGCUCUGCUCAGAAGUAGCCGCUGCAGCUGAAGGUUUUCAGGCGGGCUGAAGGCUGGGCCGCUUCUUCAUUCAUUUCAGAAACUUGAACAGUGGGCCUUCUACACACGCUGUCUUUGUCAGCCUCAGGCAGUUCCUCCAUGGAUGAGACACAGGGGCCUCUGGCCAUGACUGUCCAUCUUCUUGCCAACUCUGGGCACGGCUCCCUUCUGCAGAGGACUCUGGACCAGCUCCUGGAUUGCAUUUGCCCAGAGGUCCGGCUCUUUCAGGUGUCUGAACGGGCCAGUCCUGUGAAAUACUGUGAAAAGUCCCAUUCCAAGCGGUCCCGGUUUCCAGGGAUGUCCGUGUUGCUCUUCCUGCACGAAAGCCCGGGAGAGGAUAGGCUAUUUCGCGUCCUGGACUCUCUCCAGCAUUCGCCAUGGCAGUGCUACCCCACCCAGGACACUCGGGGAAGGCUGUGUCCCUACUUUUUUGCCAAUCAGGAGUUCUACAGCCUGGACAGUCAGCUGCCCAUCUGGGGGGUGAGGCAGGUGCACUGUGGCUCCGAGAUCCUGAGGGUGACGCUGUACUGCAGUUUUGAUAACUAUGAAGACGCCAUCAGACUCUACGAGAUGAUCCUGCAGAGAGAAGCGACCUUGCAAAAGAGCAAUUUUUGUUUCUUCGUGCUCUAUGCCUCCAAGAGCUUUGCUCUGCAGCUCUCCCUGAAGCAGCUGCCCCCGGGAAUGUCAGUGGACCCCAAAGAGUCUUCGGUGCUGCAGUUUAAGGUUCAAGAGAUCGGCCAGUUAGUGCCUCUGCUACCCAAUCCAUGCAUGCCUAUCAGCAGCACCAGGUGGCAGACUCAGGACUACGAUGGCAACAAGAUUCUGCUUCAGAGAUGGGAGUCUUCCUCUGUUGCCCAGACUCGAGUGCGGUGGUGCCAUCAUAGCUCCCUGAGGUCUUCACCUUCUGGGUUCAAGUGAUCCUCCUGCCUUAGCCUCCUGAUUAGCUGGGACUACAGGUUCAGCUGAAUCCAGAACUUGGUGUUAAGAAUGGCAUCUUGGGAGCUGGCAUGCUUCCCCUGGGCUCCAGGCUGACUUCUGUCUCUGCAAAGAGGACCUCAGAACCCAGGAGCCAGAGGAACCAGGGCAAGAGGUCCCAGGGGCAUUCUCUGGAGCUUCCUGAGCCCAGUGGGAGCCCCACAUCAGACAGGUGUGCUGGCACUUCGUGGAAAAGCCCUGGCCGGUCAUUCCAGGUCAGCAGCCCAGCUAUGGGUGCCCACCUGCACCUGUCUUCUCAUCACCUUGAAUCCGGGGCCAGAAUGAAGGUCCUCAACCGGGAAAACAGCUUUCAGAAGCUUGAGGCCGAGACGAAUGUUGACACCGGCUUGACCAUCAUAAAUUCUGAACCCAGGCAGACUUAUUUUGGCGGAUUUCCAAGGGAUUUACAGACCAGCCAGCCACCAUUCUGCUUGCCAGCCUCUUCCUUGGGGGUGGCUACCUCCAAAAACAACAGUGUCCUUAAGGAAAGAGUCUCUCCUUUGCCACUUGCUGGCCAAAGGGACCUUGGUACCAGGAAGACAAUUUCAGAAUGUCUCCUUCAUCUGCAAGUUCAGGGUGAAGAAAAAGAAGAAGAUGAAGAAGAAUUCUUUAUAUAGCAUAAAAUAAAUGUGGUUUUCUAAAACACAAGAUCAGAUAAAAUGUUCUAGAAAUGGAGUACUGACCCAGAAUCAGCCUGUUAGUUGUUCAUCUGAGGGGGGCUGAAUGCUCCCCAUGCACAAUCUGUAUUGAUUUUAUUUCAAAUGUUCAAAGUCUAAAGGUGCUGGGAAUGAUUGUUUAUUUGCCGUCACAGUCAUAAGAGAACACAGCCAACACACAGGGAAAAAAACCGAAUGCUUUUGUUCCGUGGAGAUGCACUAACCCAGCUGGAUGUGUUGAAUCCAGCACCUAUCAGGAUAAUUGCAUUGUAUGCAAAUGAAUCGGUAUGUUAUACAACACUAAUUAGUGUCUGUAAUUUGGUUUUAAUUUUUACUUAGGUUGCAUAGCUCAUCCCCCUGGACAAUAUGGACUGCUAUUUACUCUUGAAUGCUUUUUAAUUUUCAUGUGACCUCUUUUGGUAACUAGGCCUUGUUCACAUACCCUCCUUGUGAUUUUGUCUUUAAAGUUGUUUGUAUCUGGAAUGAGUGAAAAUGCAAAGUGUUUUGAAAAUUAUAAACAGUUAAUUUUGUUUUCCUGUUUAAUGAGCCAAAAUACUGGAAGCCAGAAAAUCAGGUUGAACAUGAAUGCUAGGCUCUAGGGCUUUCCUGCUCAUCUGCUUCUCAUUUGUUUCUGCACUAUGUCAAAGAGGACAGUGGUUCUUGUUACAAACCAAAGAGGAACAUUGAGCACAGUGGGAAAAUUGGACUGGUUGAUCUGGUCACUGGAGCAGGACUUGGGUUCUUCUGGCCAGAUUUUGACUCCCAGAUUCCUUUACAAAACGCACUCAUUCAUUCAUUUAUAUAUGUUCAUUCAAUAAACAUUUUUUGAAUACCUA
Molecule: messenger RNA, 2707 nt
Organism: Homo sapiens (human)
Lineage: Eukaryota; Metazoa; Chordata; Mammalia; Primates; Hominidae
Gene: FAM124B
Product: family with sequence similarity 124 member B
Exons: 3
Coding region: 340-1158 (272 amino acids)
Cellular component (GO): nucleus
Source: RefSeq, marked validated